UAAACAAAAUGCACUGUCAACAAAAUCAUAUGAAACAGUGAGGGUCAUGUUUUCUUUAAGCUAUUACACAAGAACUGUGUGAUGAUGAGAAACAUUAGAAAAAUUAAGACGUGAUCAACUGUAAAUCUUAAAAAUGUUGAAAUUUCUGUUUGAAAGAGAGCAAGGUUUACUUGAUCCACUGAACUUGAGAAGAGCUGAAUCAACAAGAAGGACAUUUGCCUUAGAAUUAAGUAGACAUAGAGAUGUAGAAAUGACCAGUCAGGGCGCUGUUAAUUCCAUAGAUAUUGAUUUGAUAGAAUCAAGAUAUCUUUUAUCAGGAUUUUCUGAUGGUACAGCAGCAAUUCAUGACGUAGUGAAUCAGACGGGAAAUGUAAAAUACACCUGUAAAGUGGUGUGUAAAAUAGACAGACAUAAUCGUUAUAAACAUAAGACAAGUAUACAGUCAGUAUGUUGGUACCCACUAGAUACUGGAAUCUUUACAACCAGUGGAACAGACAAACUUCUCAAAGUCUGGGACACAAAUAAUUUGAUACCAGUGGAUGAGUAUGAGUUCAGUGGAAUUGUAUAUCAACAUGACCUCUCCCCUGUUGCCACAAAACAUUGCCUUAUAGCAGUUGGUUGUCAGAGUUCAAGGCUGAAGCUGGUUGAUUUAAAAUCAGGGGCAAGUUCACACAUGUUAAAAGGUCACCAAAGUUCUAUAUAUUGUGUUAAAUGGUCUCCGAAAGAUGAAUUUAUCUUAGCCUCUGGUGGAGCUGAUAACCGUGUAUUAUUAUGGGAUGUAAGAAGUGCUAAAGGUGCCAUGAAGGUGUUAGAUCAGUAUAAUGGUAAAGCACCAUCAGAUAAUACAACUGGUAACACAGCACAUCAUGGUGCCAUAAAUGGACUUACAUUUACAUCAGAUGGUCUACAUCUUAUUUCGUAUGGUACAGAUAACUGUAUCAGACUGUGGGAUGCUAACUCAGGGAAAAAUUGUCUCAUAAACUAUGGAAAUGUUCCAAACGAUACGAAAAAACUAGUGCAAUUGAGUGUGAGUAAUGGAUGCUCACCAGACGUCUUAUUCAUUCCAAACCGAUCAAAUAUUGACAUGUUCGACGUUUAUUCUGGUGAAAAAAUUGACAGAUUGAAAGGUCAUUAUAAUUCUGUGAACUGUUGUAAAUUUCAUUCCCCUACGCAAGAUGUAUACAGUGGCGGUAAUGACAGAAAUAUAUUGAUAUGGACACCAGAUACAGACUCAUCAUAUGAUGACCACUUAAAAACUCAAAGUGAGUUACAUAUAAAAGAGAACUCUGCUGAUAAAGUACGGUCAGCCAGACCUACUGUUAUGAUUGACACUUGGAGUAGCGAUGAAGAUGAUUAAAUUUGAUUUUUCAUAAUGUUGUAUAAUCUUUGACAAGUGUAAUUUUGUUGAUGGUGUGAAAGUGAUGAGAAAGAUAAAAAUUUGUUAAAGGGAUAUCCAAAUGCAUAAUAUAGUCAUAAAAAAAACCUGUGCCAUAAACGAGGGUUUGGAUGGGGUUAAAUGAUUAAAGAAUAAUGCCCUUAAAAAAUGAAGAUAAGAGAAUAAUGGGCACAAAAAUAGAAGAUUAGAGAAAAAAAGGGUUAAUUUUUGGAAGAUUAGAGAAAAAAGGGGUUAAUUUUUUAAAGAUUAGAGAAAAAAGGGGUGAAAAUUAAAUGUUUACAGAAUAACAGACCCCCCCAUCCAGACCCUCAUAAACUGCCAUUGCAAAAAUUGAAAACCAUCAAAGACAAAUAACAGUAUACAAAACUCAAUACUAAGCAACACAAAUCCCACCAUAAACCCGAAGGUGCUCUUAUGUGCUCUGGAAGGAUUAGAAAAUCCUAUUUCCCAUCGGACAUCUGUCUUGUUACUACUUUACAUUUACACUAUAAUGUAUUAUAUACAUUUGUAUUAUAGAUGAGACUUAAAUAAAAUAUUGAAUUGAAUUGAAUACAGUAAGUUACAAAUGUAUAUCAAGCAUGUUAAGAGAUUAAGCAUUACACAAUAUCUGAAUGUGGUAAUUGAGUCUUAUUUAAAUAAGCCUAAUACAUCACCAAAACCAUUGUUCAUGUAAAUUUUCUAAACAAAAGAUUUGGACCUACUCAUGUACUGUGAAAUUUGGUAAUUGAAACACUUUUUUUUCUAAUCUGAGAUAGGAGUAGAUUGUUGAUGAUGUGAUAUAGGUAUUACUUUAUGGCAAUGGUGCAAACAAAUGGUGUUAACCAUUGAUUUUUUCAUUACGGUUUAUAUAUUUCACUUGGAAAAAACUGUUUAAAAAACAUACUUUUUCAUUAGAUGAUUCAUUAUGUUAUGUGUUACUUGAUCUUAAUUUUGUGCUUAAUUGAUUAUGCAAUAUAUUUGUGUGUACUUGUAUGAAUUAUUUAUAAGUAGACUUUGUUAUUUAAAAAUGUACUGAAAUAAAAAAACAAUGCAGCUAU
Messenger RNA from Mytilus trossulus (common blue mussel), 2433 nucleotides. RefSeq names its product DNA excision repair protein ERCC-8-like. Gene Ontology annotation, molecular function: protein binding. Gene Ontology annotation, biological process: protein polyubiquitination; transcription-coupled nucleotide-excision repair; proteasome-mediated ubiquitin-dependent protein catabolic process. Lineage: Eukaryota; Metazoa; Mollusca; Bivalvia; Mytilida; Mytilidae. Gene Ontology annotation, cellular component: nucleotide-excision repair complex; Cul4A-RING E3 ubiquitin ligase complex. The coding region runs from base 134 to 1357 and encodes 407 amino acids. The transcript has 5 exons. The record is from RefSeq and is a predicted model, not a curated record.